AUGGCUCCUGAACCUCCUCCUGAUAGUAGCUCUAAGCCUACUACUGUUAGUGCUCUUGAUUUUGGUGAUCCUUUAUAUCUUCAUCCUACUGAUACUAGUGGUGCUUCUAUUCUGUCUUUUAAAUUGAGUGGUACUAAGAAUUAUAAUGUGUGGUCAUGUGCUAUGAUGCUUGCUUUGGAAAUCAAAAAUAAAGUAGGUUUUAUAGAUGGUUCAUGUGAGAAAAAUAAUGAUGAUCUUGUAUUAGCUAAACAGUGGGAUAGAUGUAAUUCAGUGGUAUUAUCUUGGAUAUUAGGAUCUGUUAGUCAAGAUUUGUACAUGGGUCAAAUUUUCUCUAUAAUUGCAAGUGAGGUUUGGGAUGACUUAAAAGAAACCUAUGAUAAAGUUGAUGGAUCUGUUACUUUUAAUCUUCAUCAUAAAAUUAAUACUCUAAGUCAAAAUGGUUCUUCUUUGUCUGAGUAUUAUCAUAAAUUGAACACAUUUUAG
This is a messenger RNA of Erigeron canadensis, 483 nucleotides long. RefSeq lists its product as uncharacterized. The transcript has a single exon. Lineage: Eukaryota; Viridiplantae; Streptophyta; Magnoliopsida; Asterales; Asteraceae. The record is from RefSeq and is a predicted model, not a curated record. The coding region runs from base 1 to 483 and encodes 160 amino acids.